GUGGAUCAGAAAAAAAACAACGUUUGGGAAGGAAAAACGUUUUGCUGCUUGGCAUCAUGAAUCCUCUAACAAACAUAAAAAAUGUUCAGAAGAUGAACGAGAGGGAACUAGAAUUAGGUCUGGUGGGGAAGAAAUCGUGGCAUGACCAGUACAAAGACAGUGCGUGGAUCUUUAUUGGAGGUCUUCCCUAUGACCUGACUGAAGGAGAUGUCAUAGCAGUGUUCUCACAAUAUGGAGAAUUAGUGAAUAUCAACUUAGUGAGAGAUGGGAAGACUGGGAAGUCUCGUGGCUUCUGCUUCAUAUGUUACGAAGAUCAGAGAAGCACUGUACUAGCUGUUGAUAAUCUUAAUGGAAUCAAGCUCUUGGGAAGAACCAUCCGUGUAGAUCACGUGGAAAAUUACAAAGUCCCUAAAGAGCAUGGGGAUGAGGAUGAAGUUACAAAGAAACUGAGGAUGGAAGGGAUUGCCCCAAAAGUAGAGGAAGAAGAGAGCGAUUCUGAGGAAGAGGACUAUACAAUCCCAGUAAAGAAAAACAAAAAAGAGAAAAAGGCAAAGAAGAAGAAAAAGAAAAAUAAGACAAAGAAGCAAAAGUCAGAAAGUGAUAGUGAAGACUCUAGCAAGAUCAAAAAUAAAAAAAGACGUGAAAAAUCUCACGGUGCAAAAGAAUUACCCAACAAAGAUCUAAGUAAAUAUCAAAAACAACAGUCAUCAAUUGACAGGAAAAAAGAGAGUGGUAGAGACCUAAAAGAUAGGGAAAGAUCUCCAGUGAGGUAUAGAGACCAAGACAGAGAUAGAGAUACAAGAUUAGAUAGAGACAGGUAUAGAGAUGAUAGGUAUAGAGACAGAUCACCCAGAGGUAGAGACAUUCCCCCCAGACAAACAGACAGGGAAUCCCCAAGAAGACGCGAGCAGUCCCCUCCAUACAGAAGAGACAGAGAAAGAGAUUAUUCACCGAGGCCCAGAACUCGAGAUCGAUCUCCUAUUAGACAAGUCAGAGAGCAUUCACCUCAUCGAAGGGACAGGUCCCCUAGGGAUAGAUAUAGUGAUAAUUAUAGAGACAGGAGGAGGUGAUAGAGAUGAGAGGAGGUGACACAGAUAGAUCAAGGAGAUGUACUUUUGAGGAACUGACUUAGUAUUGAGGAGAUGACUUAGUAUUGAGGAGAGGAUUUUCAGUUACAAGUCUUAUGAAGUGGAUGAGAUAAGAGAUGGUAAAAAGAAGCAUUAAUAUACCACAGAUCCAGCACCUACUUAUACAUAAAAGAGUUGGAUCUUAGGGAGUGGUCAAGAGAAUUAAGACAAGGACAAAAUAUAAUAGUCUGUACAGUAUGAUAAAUAACAAUCAAUUUAAUUUACAUUGUAUGUUGAAAUAAUGUGAAGAAGAAUUGAAUUAAAAGAAUGCAUUUAGAAUUUCUUGUAUUCUCAUUAAGCUAAAGUGUACAUGUACCAAUUAC
This is a messenger RNA of Saccostrea cuccullata (small rock oyster), 1450 nucleotides long. RefSeq names its product RNA-binding motif protein, X-linked 2-like. Gene Ontology annotation, biological process: mRNA splicing, via spliceosome. The record is from RefSeq and is a predicted model, not a curated record. Gene Ontology annotation, cellular component: U2 snRNP; catalytic step 2 spliceosome; precatalytic spliceosome. Gene Ontology annotation, molecular function: RNA binding. The transcript is spliced from 5 exons. NCBI's taxonomy places the organism in Eukaryota, Metazoa, Mollusca, Bivalvia, Ostreida, Ostreidae. Bases 57 to 1070 code for a protein of 337 amino acids.